Molecule: messenger RNA, 2823 nt
Organism: Cladophialophora carrionii CBS 160.54
Lineage: Eukaryota; Fungi; Ascomycota; Eurotiomycetes; Chaetothyriales; Herpotrichiellaceae
Exons: 3
Coding region: 1-2823 (940 amino acids)
Biological process (GO): negative regulation of transcription by RNA polymerase II; positive regulation of transcription by RNA polymerase II
Molecular function (GO): RNA polymerase II cis-regulatory region sequence-specific DNA binding; zinc ion binding; DNA-binding transcription factor activity, RNA polymerase II-specific
Source: RefSeq, a predicted model, not a curated record
AUGUCGAGUGCGGAUUAUGGUGAGCGUGGGGGAACCGCAGCUUCAACUGGUGCGCGCGCAGCCUCCGCCGUCCACUCCCCGGCCGACCACUCUGAUCACUCUUCUGGACCUGGACCGCAGCCGUCUUCGAGUCUUGACGACACAGCUUCGUCGACCUGGUCAAGUAGUCUAGAGUCCAACACGACGGCCAACACUGCGUCCACCAGCCAGUCGCCCGCAAACCUGUCCUCGACGGCCACGUCCAACCUCAGUGCCCAUCUUUCUCAACCUCUCAAGUCAACACACCCCAACCUCGGUUCCAAUCUGGAUCUCUCCACCGCGGACACGCUCGCUCGAAAUGAGUUGCUGCUGCGGGACGCCGUCUUCCCCGAGUGGAAGGACGACACCAGUCCCUCCGACGUCGAGAACCCGGAGGAGAUGCAGAAGAAGGAUCCUCUAGGGACCCAGAUAUGGAAGUUAUACAGUCGCACAAAGUCUCGACUGCCGAACCAGGAGCGCAUGGAGAACCUCACCUGGAGGAUGAUGGCCAUGAACUUGCGCCGUCGCGAGCAGCAGCAAGCAGCUGAAAAGCAGGCACAACUCAAGCGUCAGGCGACGCAAUCGUCCGCGCCCAGCGGCAUUGCUCAGCAGCUCCGCAAGUCAAUCGACAAGGGCAUGGAACAUGGGCAGUCGUCAGAUCCCAUGAACCUUGACGACUUCAUCGUCCCAAGCUCGGUUGCCUCGCCAGCAGGGGGAAUGACUCCCGCCACAGCAGAGCCACCGGCACAGCCAAAGACCACGCCAGCAUCUGGUGUACCCAUCGUUACACGCGGCAAGCCACAGGUGCAUAUUCCCAAAAAUCUGCCACCCUCGUCGCUGCCCCAGACAUCGAUACCUACACAUCGAACGUCGGAGUUCGACUACGUCCGAAAAAGAGUUCGGAAGACGAGCAUUGACGAGAGGAGAGGAGGAAACCGAAAGCGCCCAGCGGACUUUUCUCCUCAGGUGCCUCCUCUGCCUGGCCCAAAUGCUGGAAACGGCACUGAGAUGGACACCGGUGUACCUGAUUACGCACUGGAUCAGACAACGGCGCCACAAUUCUCGGGACAAACCAGCUUUCAAAACCCAAUGUCUCUGCAGCUGGACUCGUUCAACCUUCAAGAGGACCCCAUUCUGACGUCUGCCGGUCCUUUCCAGCAAAAUUUCGCCUUCUCGCCUGCGGCUUCGCCCAUGGUCAGCAGCGGACCCUUUACGAAUGGAUACCUCCAGUCAUCCAUCCCCUCGUCUCUCAACUCUGCCGACUUCUACUCGCCUCCCCAGUCCGGCUACCCGUCGGCUGUGUCGACACCCCAACCGGGUCACGACGGUGAUGGAUCCUUUUAUUUUGAUCAAAGUGGUCACACCCGUACCAUGCCCUUCUAUCCAGCCCACCGAGCGACGCAUCUGAUGGCGCCUUCCGCUCCGCAGUUUGGCUAUGGCUCCAGUAACGAGCAGGUCUACUCCCUGAUGAACGGUGUCGGCUCAGCCCCGGCUGCCAGCGGGUUUUCUCUCCAACAACACGUCGACCCGUCCAGGGUCCUUGUUCCCGAGUAUGGACGGCGGAUUUCGCCUGGGAUUUCUGUGACCGGCAAUGACAAUUUGUUCCAGUUUGGCGCCGACUCGGACGGCGAGGACGACGACACCAAUUUUGCCAUGAUCCAGUCCGAGUACGGUCAGUUGAACGAUCCGGCGCUGGACUUGAAUUCGGGGUUGCACUGGGACGCGAGCGUGACCGAUUAUAGCCACGUGCAGCGGUUUGGUGGUCCUGGAAAACAAGUGAGGAUUGGCGGAACGGAAAUGGUGAAUUCACCGCCCGACUGGGGCUCCUCGCUCCUCAGCCGAACACAUGGCUCGGCUGCAUCGAUCAGCGACAUCCGCAAUCGAGACCAAGAUCCACGGAGGCAGAAGAUACCGAGGACGACUUCGACGCCCGCCUUGACGAACCAGCAUAUGCAGUCUACGGUUAGUUCACCUGGAGAAUCCGGCUUUAGCAGUCGACAACCGUCCAGGCCCGGCAGCCCCGGGCCUAAGAAUACAGACCAGAACGGAGUGCCGACAACAUGUACAAAUUGUUUUACCCAAACCACGCCUCUGUGGCGACGGAAUCCAGAAGGCCAUCCUCUAUGCAACGCGUGCGGGUUAUUCCUCAAACUCCACGGCGUGGUGCGUCCACUGUCCCUUAAAACGGAUGUCAUCAAGAAACGCAAUCGUGGAAGUGGGACAACUGUGCCCAUGGGCCCCGCAGCCACACGAGCCUCCAAAAAGGCUUCUCGCAAAAACUCGGUCCAGCAGACACCGGUGACUACACCGACAUCUGGCAAUGCCAAUAGCGAGCAGAACUCGGCGUCUCCGGCUUCGGUGCAGGGAUCCGCCCAUUCCGGUUCCGCGGUCACCACGCCCACGAGCUACCCACCUGGCAUCACGGGAGGGAAACCCGGGGUCGUACCGAUUGCUGCGGCUCCUCCCAAACCCCCUGUGCAACCAGGUCCGAAUAUGGCUCGACCAGUCCAAGUGACGCCGAAACGUCAGAGACGUCAAUCCCGAGCUUCGACCAACACGCUACCGGUCAUGGGAGGGAGUAUGGCGGCGAAUGAGACAGAAAUGCAGGAUGCGGGCCAGCCCACACCGAAAAUCGCCCAAGCACCAGUGACUCGGUCCAAGGCAGCCAGUAUUUCCUCGACAGCUGGGGCCACCACUAUGGCCUCGGUCAUGCAAGGUGGCUUGCUCAACAGCGGUGUCCACAGCAUGACUGGAAGUGCGCACGGAAACAGCCAGGAGUGGGAAUGGCUUACCAUGAGCCUGUGA